CUCGCACCACGCAGCCAAUCCUCACAUUCAUCCACCCCCUGAUUCUAAAGCACAAUGCUUCCCAAAACCAUCUUCACCAUCCUCACCACCCUCGCCGCGGCGCAGGCCUCCCCGCUCGCUAAACGCGCUGUUGUCCCCCACGACAGCAUCACCCCAUUCCCCGAAACGGUCCCCGACGACGCCGUCGGCAACACGUUCAAGAAAUUUGAGCCCUACCUCCAUAUCGCCCAUGGCUGCCAAUCCUACCCCGCUGUCGCUGCUAACGGCGAUACCAGCGGAGGUCUCCAAGACACCGGAAGCGCAACCGGCGGCUGCCGCGACCAGUCACGGGGUCAGACCUACGUGCGUGGGGGCUGGUACAACGGCCGGUACGGGAUCAUGUACGCCUGGUACAUGCCCAAGGACAUGCCCACCAGCGGGGUCUCGACGGGGGCGCACCGCCACGACUGGGAGAACGUGGUCAUCUGGGUGAACAACCCCAGCAACGCCAGCCCGACGGUCCUCGGGGGCGCCGCCUCGGGCCACGGGAAGUAUAAGAAGACGACCAGCCCGCCGCGCCAGGGCGACCGGCCCAAGGUCGAGUACUUCACCAGCUUCCCGACCAACCAUGAAUUGCAGUUUACGGAGACGCUGGGCCGCGAUCUGGCGCUCGUGGCGUGGGAUUCGCUGCCGCAGGCCGCCAGAGAUGGGUUGGAAGGGGCGGACUUUGGCAAGGCGACGGUGCCGUUUAAGGAUGCCACGUUCCUGAACAACCUGGCCAAGGCGGCGCUGUAGGCUAAUCUCCGGAGAGAGGGACUCGUUCCACUUGCUGAGGGCUGUGGAUAAGUGAUACGGGGAAUAUCUAGCCUUUUGCGCCUCUUUAGAGCCUAAAUCGUAUGUGUUGCGACCCGCGAAAUCCUUCAUCCUAGAAAGCUACUUUUC
This is a messenger RNA of Aspergillus japonicus CBS 114.51, 921 nucleotides long. Its product is annotated as NPP1 family protein. The record is from RefSeq and is a predicted model, not a curated record. The coding region runs from base 55 to 774 and encodes 239 amino acids. The transcript has 2 exons. NCBI's taxonomy places the organism in Eukaryota, Fungi, Ascomycota, Eurotiomycetes, Eurotiales, Aspergillaceae.